Molecule: messenger RNA, 1461 nt
Organism: Aspergillus mulundensis
Lineage: Eukaryota; Fungi; Ascomycota; Eurotiomycetes; Eurotiales; Aspergillaceae
Exons: 3
Coding region: 1-1461 (486 amino acids)
Biological process (GO): regulation of transcription by RNA polymerase II
Cellular component (GO): nucleus
Source: RefSeq, a predicted model, not a curated record
AUGGAUCACGAAUCCUCACCUGGACUUAAGCCGUUUAUACCGGACUACACGCCCAGGGCCCCAUCGCCUCCGCCAUUCGCUCAUCAAGGCCAGUCACCGGAGGGUGAUGCAAAGCAUGCGGACAAGGAUUUUCUAAGAUCUAAUAAGCCGUUGAAUAUUCGAAUUGGAGGGAAGGAGGCCCAUGCUGCCCUCCUCCAAUCUGACUUUGGCGCCAACAUCCCAGACCUCUGGAGGCUUGAAAGAGAAAACCCAUCUUCAGACCCUUCUCCUGUCGAUCAGGGCUUUCCCUCUAGAGGCUCGGAACUGGUCAGAACAAUCAACCCUUCCAAGAAGCUUCCGGAGCCUAAGCCCGUGGAACCUGGAUUCAAGCCCGACCUGAAAGUUCUUGCAGAAGAAGCACUUGACUUGGACAGCAGCAGCCCGGAAGCUGAGCCACCACAGUCGCCACCUCUACAACCCCCUGGAGAAAAACGGGUCGUACUUCCUCCGCUGUCUGAACUAGUCAAUGGUCCGGUAGAGUCAAUACCUCCGCCUAGACUGGAUCCGUCUCCAUCAUCUAUCGGCCAGGCUCAUUAUAACUCGCUGCCUGCGCUUCGUAACCCGUCAGCAGCUCAAUCGCCAGAAGAUUCCGGUCUGAGGCUACCCCCUAUACAGACCAAGCUCAAUCAGCUCAAUGAAUUUGGGCCUGUCCUUCCGCCACCGAAUGGCCCUUCUCCACGUCCUGUGGGUACACCAUAUUCUCUGCCUUCCGUCGCCGCUGUUUCCCCGCCUUCAGCGAGGGUUGAUCCCAGCCCUCGGGAACUAUAUCGAGCUCCCUUGAUGCCAUCCAAAAUACCACCUAGCCCUUACUCACAUCUUUCGCCUGCAAGCACGCAAGCCAUAUCUGCCGUCUCAUCCCCAGCCUCGCAGCAACCUUACUGGCGUACUGUCAAAGCACCCUAUCCGUACGAUCCACCAUCCACAGUCUCUAACAGGAGUCCGGCGUCGAACUACCCAACGCCAAUUGAGCGCGCCUCGACAGGUGCUUGUGAGCCAGGGGCCUUCACGCCUUCGUCGCAAGGCAGCACGGCUGGGCCAACAGGUACAUUUAAAUGCUCACACCCAGGGUGCACAGCACCUCCCUUUCAAACGCAGUAUCUGUUAAAUUCACAUGCAAACGUCCAUUCGCAAGAUAGACCUCACUUCUGUCCAAUUGAAGGGUGUUCGCGCGGUCCUGGAGGAAAGGGAUUCAAGCGCAAAAAUGAGAUGAUUCGCCACGGACUAGUCCACAACUCCCCCGGAUACGUUUGCCCCUUCUGUCCAGACCAGCAACAUAAAUACCCGCGGCCUGAUAAUCUCCAAAGACAUGUGAGAGUCCAUCACGUGGAUAAGAACAAAGAUGACCCUGCUCUUCGACACGUCCUUGCUCAACGACCCGAGGGGAGCGGCCGAGGGCGACGACGUCGGAUGAAUCCUCAAUAA